AUGUGCACUGCUCUAAAUGAUCACAUGCGCAUAGGUGAAGAUCGGUGGCACGCAAGACAGACUGCGGCAGUGCGGUGGCACGAUGCGGGGUCCAUCUUUGAUGCGUUCGCCUCACCUGGCCCACCCAACAGGAGUCCACGCAUGCUACCCUUGGACUUCGGGCAUCUAUGCGAGCGAUUGAGGCGUGCUCAAGGCCGAGGUCCAAAUCCGGAACAGGACAGACGCGGCUUCGCAGACUUUGCCUUCGCGUCUGUAUUCGGCAGCGCGGCAGAUGUGGACAGGGCCACAUUCGUUCGGCUUUUUCCGCAUUUUGCAUUGAUGCUGCAGGAACUCGAGGAUGCUUUCGAGCGUGGCGACUAG
This is a messenger RNA of Symbiodinium pilosum, 360 nucleotides long. The record is from the annotation of a GenBank genome assembly. NCBI's taxonomy places the organism in Eukaryota, Dinophyceae, Suessiales, Symbiodiniaceae.